AAAUUGUACUACGAUUUAUUCCAUGAUGUUUUUUUACGUUAACGUUACUAACUUCAGACCUGUCAACAUUUAUGGACUCAACCUUAACCUAACAGAAAUUAGUCGGGUUAGGUUAGGAAAUUUCACGUGCCACAUGCCGAAUUAUACAAAUACGACGCCUUCUCAGCUUACUCGAUUAUUAAUAUCACUCAGCACUGAUUUAGCUGUAAGAAAUGAAAAGAUACUUAUUAUACAUGAAUUAUAUUGGCACCCACUUCAGUGGAAUGCAAAGACAAGAGUCCUUACGCACAAUUCAAGGCACUAUUGAAGAAGCAUUGGCCGACUCCAUUAAACCCCGAAGUCUAUCUGAACCAAUUCUUCAAGUUUCGAGCAGAACGGAUAGCGGCGUUCAUGCUCUGUCAACAACAGCCCACAUCGACUUGAUUCAUCCAAAGAACGAGUCAUACAAUACGCAAUAUAUGAAGCACAGACUAAAUAAGACUUUUGCUAAGAAUGGUCAUGCGAUCAGAAUCACUUCCUGUUACCAAGUCAGCACAGACUUUCAUGCCAGACAUUCAGCCAAGUCUCGAUCAUAUUUGUAUCGUCUCAUGGUUCCUAAGAAAGAAUGUUAUCAGGAUAUACCAGUCAGUGAGCUGUAUCGAUGUUUUGCACUUCUUGGUAAUACUGGUCCCUUCGAUGCGGAACGAGUAAAAAGGGGAACUCAGCUUUUCCUCGGACCUAAAGAUUUUCAAACAUUUGCUGGAAAAAUAAAGAACAAGUAUCAAAAUAAAAAGGUUGUUUAUGUCCGGCAACUUGAUUACUUCACUGUGGAAAAGGGUCAGCCUUUAAUGAUUGAUGAUCCCCUUUCCACACAGUUCGAUUACUGGGAUUUCAGGUGUGGGGGUAGAGCUUUUCUUUAUAAUCAGGUUCGUCGAAUGGUCGGAACCCUGAUCACACUAGGAUUAGGAAAAAUUACGGAAAGAGAUAUUAGGUGUAUGUUACAAGUUCCGUCACGUCAUAACUGGGACUCGCGUGUUCAAGUAUUGCCACCGUACGCUCUCUAUUUAUGCGAGAUUUAAUGGAUAUUCCGGAAGCUAAAAUUUCAGAGGCAUUAAAAACCUGCCUGAGAAUAAUGCGUGAAAAAGGAGGUCAGGGCGUUUUUAUACACUGUAACGCGGGUGUAUCUCG
Neodiprion fabricii is the source of this 1167-nucleotide messenger RNA. RefSeq names its product tRNA pseudouridine synthase A. Bases 213 to 1058 code for a protein of 281 amino acids. Gene Ontology annotation, molecular function: pseudouridine synthase activity; RNA binding. Gene Ontology annotation, biological process: tRNA pseudouridine synthesis. The record is from RefSeq and is a predicted model, not a curated record. The transcript is spliced from 7 exons. Lineage: Eukaryota; Metazoa; Arthropoda; Insecta; Hymenoptera; Diprionidae.